Messenger RNA from Rhinichthys klamathensis goyatoka, 1863 nucleotides. RefSeq names its product ephrin-A1b (gene efna1b). Bases 192 to 869 code for a protein of 225 amino acids. The record is from RefSeq and is a predicted model, not a curated record. Lineage: Eukaryota; Metazoa; Chordata; Actinopteri; Cypriniformes; Leuciscidae. The transcript has 5 exons. Gene Ontology annotation, biological process: axon guidance; ephrin receptor signaling pathway. Gene Ontology annotation, cellular component: plasma membrane. Gene Ontology annotation, molecular function: ephrin receptor binding.
ACAUUUAUUCAGGCUUUACGGCGACUGUGUCUGUUAGAGACUCAUAUACAAACCUGUUAUUCAAGUAAACCGAAUCAACAGUGUUUCAACGUUUCUUGCACUGCAGUAGUGAAAUUUAUAUUUUCAUCUUCAACGUGCAAAACAAUCCUUUGCACUCGUAUUCCUCUGAAGAGCAUUAAAUCCCGGACUCAAUGGAUUUUCUGUGUCUGGUGUGUGUUGCGGUGAGCGUCAGCGCCUGGUACGCGUCUGCCGAGCGACACAGUGUUUACUGGAACAGCUCGAACGCAAACUUCCUAUGGGAUGAUUACACCGUGGAUGUUCGCAUUAAUGACUACCUAGACAUCAUCUGCCCUCACUACGCACGGGGCGAGAUCCCAUCCCAGGAGGCUGAGCGGUACGUGCUCUAUAUGGUGGAGCUGGAGGACUAUGAGAACUGCAAGCCGCAGUCCUUCGACCAGCUGCGCUGGGAGUGUUCCAGACCUUUCGCUCCUCACGCUCCAGAGAAGUUCUCGGAGAAGUUCCAGCGCUUCACUCCCUUCACUCUGGGCAAGGAGUUCCGCCAGGGAGAGAGUUACUACUAUAUUUCCAAACCUCUUCACCAUCAUGGACAGGAGUGUUUGAGACUGAAGGUGGAUGUUGUUGGACUUCAUGGCUCCAAGAACAAGAAAAAGAUAGUUGAGAAGGAUGAUGAAAUGGAAGUAAAUGCUGCUGGAGGAGUACAUAACCCAUCAAACAGGCUUCCAGCAGAUGACCCUAUUGCCAUGAUCCCAGUUGUGCAGAGGAGCGUGGGCAGUUCGGGUGUUCGUGUGUCUCCCGUCUCAAGUUUCGUCACGUUGAUCUCUAUACUCAUCUUUCUGCUCCUCCACUGAGCCUGCCUGAUAUAAGAAGAUUUUAUGGACGCUGGUCCGUUAGGACACAACAGACUUUAAUGCCGGUGCUGGUUACCGGCUCUGAAAAUAGAUUUUCUAUGAAGAAUUUUUAUACAAACUGAAGUUUUGGUGCUGGUGUGCAAGUUUCUGAGUGACGUGUUUGUAUUUGUGUUCGUGAGAGUGAUGUGACCAGAGAAAGGUGUUUUUGAAGAACCUUCUCUCUUUUUUAUGAGUAUUUACCGUUCUAUAAUUCUGUUUUCCAUCAGCUCUUUUUAUUUUACAUUUGUAGACCGUAUGUGCUCAUUUUUCCUGAAAAUUCUUCACAAAUCUAUUUACCAAUGUGAUUCAGAACAAACCUUAAAGUCCGGAGAGCUUGUCUUGUAACCAUCAGCUGUAGAACUGGAAUUGUGAUCACAAGGGAGAACAAUAGGCUAGAUAUUGUGUUUGAUAGAGACCUUUGCUCUACUGUACUGAUUUGAGCCAAAGAUCACAGGAUUUAUCUUAAAGCUGACCCUGACCUUGCACCUUAUAAAGAAUUGAUGUUUGUGCAUAAAACAGUGUUUGUAAAUCUAGAACAGCUAUCGAACAGUUUCCUGUGUUUUGGAUCUCGUGUUGCUGUAGUUUCAGUUGGUUUCUGUGAUGUAAUGUGAACACACCCUACACAAUGUACUAGAAUUAUGUUAUAAAUGAGAUCAGAUUUGUUUUCUUUCAUAACACAACAUUUGGUUUUGAACAGGAAUGAUCAAGUUGUGCUGUUUGUGAGUGAGCGAGAGAGAGAGAGAGUGAGAGAGAGAGAAGCUGGCCUUCUGACAGAGAGCAUGACAUGCACAAACAAUUUAAAACGGUUCAAAGAAUUCUUUCAAAUAAGUUAAAAAAACUAUUUCUUUUGUAAAAAGUUAUUUUGUACUGUAUUGGUUUAUAAACUUGUAAAUAGUUGUGUAAAAAUGUACAUAUUAAGAGUUAUAUAAAAUAAAGACAUUUGUUAAUUAUGAAA